GACGUAUAUUUCUGAGGGCAUUAUCAACAGCUGCACAAGAAGACCUUUGUACCACCCCCUCAAAUCAAUUUCAAGAGAAGAAAAUGGCCCGUGUCUUGGUUGGAGUUAAACGUGUGAUCGACUAUGCUGUCAAGGUCCGUGUCAAGCCAGACAAGACUGGCGUAGUCACCCAGGGUGUUAAGCACUCGAUGAAUCCUUUCGAUGAGAUUGCCGUCGAGGAAGCAGUCAAGAUGAAGGAGAAGAAGCUGGCCACGGAGGUCAUUGCUGUGUCCGUGGGCCCAGCCCAGUCGGCGGAAGUGAUACGCACGGCCAUGGCCAUGGGCGCCGAUCGUGGCGUCCAUGUGGACGUGCCACAGGCCGAAUACGAGCUGCUGCAGCCCAUCCAUAUCUCCAAGAUUCUUGCCAAGUUGGCGCUGGAUGAGAAGGCGGAUCUGGUGAUCCUCGGCAAGCAGGCCAUCGACGAUGACGCCAAUCAGACAGCCCAGAUGACCGCCGCCGUGCUGGACUGGCCCCAGGGCACCUUCUGCAACAAGAUCGAGAAGACGGAUGCUGGCCUGACCAUCACACGGGAAAUCGAUGGCGGUCUGGAGACGAUCAAAACUAAGAUACCAGCCGUACUGAGCGCUGACUUGCGGCUGAACACGCCACGCUAUGCCACGCUACCCAACAUCAUGAAGGCCAAGAAGAAGCCACUGAAGAAGGUUACGGCCAAGGAUUUGGGCGUUGAUACGACGCCACGCAUUGAGGUCAUCUCCGUUGAGGAUCCACCUGUGCGCCAGGCAGGAGCCACCGUUGCCGAUGUCGACGCCCUGGUGGCCAAACUGAAGGAGGGGGGCCACAUCUAAAACAAAACUCUCUAAGAAUAAAGUGAUUGAAAAUCUCGCUCAACUUGAAGCGGCCCAAAAAUGUGGAUUCAACGCCUAACCCGAUAUGGCAAACCCAAUGGUAAAUGUUUUUCUACUGUAUUUCUUUUCUUUAUUAGCAAGCGGUUCACAUAAAAGGAAAACAUUUGCUAAUACAUGUUUUUAUAGAGAAGUAUAAAUUGUA
Messenger RNA from Drosophila pseudoobscura, 1047 nucleotides. RefSeq names its product Electron transfer flavoprotein beta subunit (gene Etfb). The record is from RefSeq and is a predicted model, not a curated record. Gene Ontology annotation, cellular component: mitochondrion. Gene Ontology annotation, biological process: amino acid catabolic process; fatty acid beta-oxidation using acyl-CoA dehydrogenase. The transcript is spliced from 5 exons. Gene Ontology annotation, molecular function: electron transfer activity. NCBI's taxonomy places the organism in Eukaryota, Metazoa, Arthropoda, Insecta, Diptera, Drosophilidae. The coding region runs from base 84 to 845 and encodes 253 amino acids.